Messenger RNA from Fomitopsis serialis, 1871 nucleotides. RefSeq lists its product as uncharacterized. The record is from RefSeq and is a predicted model, not a curated record. The transcript is spliced from 14 exons. Lineage: Eukaryota; Fungi; Basidiomycota; Agaricomycetes; Polyporales; Fomitopsidaceae. The coding region runs from base 1 to 1731 and encodes 576 amino acids.
AUGGGAAAGGCACUAUCAGACCGCAUCAAAACACAGAGGAAACACCGCAUCAAGAAUUGGAUACUUUCCGAUGCCCUUGAGGAAUAUACCCGAGAGCAGGGCAAGCCGGAUGGGGAAAAACGACUCAGUGCACGCGCGGUGGCAGAGAAGCAUGGCCUGAAGAGCCACAAGACAUUGAUCAGUCAUUACAAGGGACAACAAACAAUGAGUGCAUUCAAUGAGGCUAAACAAAAACUGACUCCUGCAGAGGAAGCAGUCCUCAUGGGUUUCUUACUCGAGUCAGCCGACCACGGGCCAUUAGCCACAGAGAGGGCACGGGCACUCAAUCCCGAGAAUGUCAAAAGUUGGUUUGAGCUCGUGGAGAAGUGGCUUGACAUCUAUGGCAUGGACAAGAGUGGCUUCCCACCCUCCGAUCAGGGGAGGCGGAAGCCGACGAUCAUCUUCAAAGCCAAGAAGUUCCAGUCUUCUUGGCAACAGAACAAUGUCAGUGGUGCAUCUUUCUGUCACUCCGAGAAUGGCUGGACAGAUGGCGAGAUUGCUAUGUCAUGUUCCCACUACAUGAGCAAAAUACUCAAUUAUGCCAUCCAAAACAACAUCAUUAUCCUCGCCUACCCUCCACACUGCACCCAUGCAUUACAAGGCCUUGAUGAGAUCUGGAAGGAGGAGAUCAGGCGGUUUGAGGAACACCACAAACACGGUGUCAAGAAGGGCGACUUCACUGAGACAUUCGGGAAGGCAUUUGUACAGGCCUUCACGCCGGAGACUGUCCGUUCGGCAUUCGAGAAGAUGGGUAUUCACCCGUUUAAUCCCGAGGUCAUCUCGCCUGAUCAGAUGAAGCCGAGUAUGCAACAUCGACACAGGAUGAGUCCUGUCCGUACAGUGAUGCAAUCUUGGCGCAGAGAACACUCCACAUCAUGCACCCCAUUCAUCCAUCUCACCACAAGGCUCGCCGACGCCUGGUUCAUCCAUUCUUCCCAAAUUGUCACACACCCCCAUACACCCUCAUCUGCCACUUUUGUCGACACUCCAUCCAAGCGUGCCCGCCUGAUGAGUGAAAAUCUGGCAAAGUUGUCAUCAGGAUCAUUCCUCAUAUCAAGGACACCUCUUACCUCCUCGCAGACGAUCACACCACCCAUUUUUGGCAAGGUGCCAAGGCUGCCAGAGCCCAACUGGAGCCUGCUAUCAACCCCAUUAGCAGAUCCAUCCAAAGCAGAGAUGCAAGACAGGAUCAAAUGCCUCACUGAAAGCCUCCGCCUUGUGUGCGAGACAGCUUUGGAAGCUGCACAAGCCCAGCUUAAGCUCAAUCAGGCGCUCCAUACAAAAGAAAACAAGGGAAAGACAGACCGUGCUGUCUUGUUCGAAGAUAGGAAGGGUCGCCAUCUCACCAAUCGCGAGUUCAUAGAGGGCCGGAUGGAGGAGGCGGCAGCAAAGGUACAGCGCGCUAACAUGCACAAGACGAAGAAGACAGAGACCACAAUCUUGCAGGAGAGAUGGAAGCAGUUGUGCGAGGAGCAUGCACACACGAGGGAUGCUUGGGAGAAGGAAUGUGAGAGGUUACAAGCUGAGGGGGUGGCAAAGAAGCAUCUUCCAAAAGCACCCAAAAAAUUCCCUUCCGGUCCUCAAGUUGAUGGUAGUGCUGCUGUUGACGAGGCGAGGGAACAAGCAGGGGAAGUGGAGGAAGACGUAGACAAGGAGAUCGAUGGCGAGGAGUCGUUGGAGAGUGACGGCUAGACGCCAGAAGCGAUACUACAUAUGGUAUAAGUCACACCAUCGUCACGCUGGGUAAAGGUCCGAUUCACAUUACACAUUGUUACCUUCCCCUGAUUGCAGUACUGUACUACAGUGACACACUCUGUGGUCUCAAAUCUCGG